Molecule: messenger RNA, 1272 nt
Organism: Mesocestoides corti
Lineage: Eukaryota; Metazoa; Platyhelminthes; Cestoda; Cyclophyllidea; Mesocestoididae
Source: the annotation of a GenBank genome assembly
AUGUUAUCGGUCGGCCAAGCAACAUCGAUUAUUGGCGAUCCUACCGGACUAAAAAAAUCAAGAGUACCCCUGUCGGCUAGCGCGUGUGCUAACAACUCUGAAAUUUUUCGGGACGCGCUUCUAUUCAUGCAAAAUAAUUUUACUGAGCAGUUUUUGCCUCGCUUUAAAUCCGUCCGAGACCCUGGGAAGUUCAACGUGAUGAAUAAUUUGGAUUGGAAUAAGAAUGCAAAACUACUAGAUUUUGUUGAGGAUAUAGCUGGCUUUUUGCGGUACCAGGAAUUGGCCCAUAAAGACAGUGUUAAGCUCCGGGAAUCCUGUGGAUCAGGCAUGAGUAUGAAGGAAUUCAUGUAUCCUAUGAUACAAGCCUAUGACUUUUUUCAUCUCUAUCAAAACUACGGCUGCUGUGUCCAGCUUGGAGGUAACGAUCAGGUUGGCAAUAUUGACACUGGAAUCGCUCUUAUACGACGCAAGACUGGUGCAAAUGUUUUUGGUUUGACAGUUCCUCUACUUGUGGCAGCAGACGGAUCAAAAAUAGGCAAAACUUCUUCGGCUUCUCAAGACGACGUGAUCUGGCUGAGCUCGAAGAAACUUCGCCCAUUUCACUUCUUCCAAAAACUUCUGAAUCAGCCCGAUAGCCUGAUGACUUCAAGCUUUAUCCGAAGUCUGUCAUUUUUCUCUCCAGAUGAAGUUACCCAGUUGCUCACUGAUCAAAAGGCUUGCCCAUCACGUCGCCCGAUUCAGCGCGCUUUGGCACAGGAACUAACUCUCCUUGUUCACGGAGCGGGUUCCUUGCAGGCCAGUGAGCUAGCCUCGCGUGUGCUCUACGCUUCAAGUUCAGUUAACCAAACUCGACUUCCACCAAUGCAAGCUCUCUCAGAGGGUCUCACCUCGACCGAACGGAAUUUCCUUGUCGCCUGUCUAGCGCACUAUACGGCCCCUCUAGAAAGUCCCAUUCCCGUCAUCCAUGACAAAGCUACCGUCAGUGCGGGACCCCUUGACCGCCUGCACGAGGUUCUUAAGAUUGCGGUGUCAAGUGAGUGUGAUAGGGGCACCUCGCUGUCCGUUGAGGAAGGCGGCGUCGUUUUGAACGGUCAACAGAUCCUCAAACCCACACCGGGUGCCAGUAAGAAGCAGUGCAACUGCACGCAACGAAUGUGUAUUCGUGACCUCUUUGUUUCCUCGGAGUCGGCUAUUGCAGAAGCUUGGCAGGCGGCCGAUCCUGUCACCGGAUUUAGCAUUCUUCGAAUCGGUAAACCUUUGGCAUUUUUGUGA